This is a messenger RNA of Talpa occidentalis (Iberian mole), 2164 nucleotides long. It is a transcript of the gene ERP29, whose product is annotated as endoplasmic reticulum protein 29. Gene Ontology annotation, biological process: protein secretion. Gene Ontology annotation, cellular component: endoplasmic reticulum lumen; endoplasmic reticulum. The record is from RefSeq and is a predicted model, not a curated record. NCBI's taxonomy places the organism in Eukaryota, Metazoa, Chordata, Mammalia, Eulipotyphla, Talpidae.
AGCUCCGGCCCCGGAAUCCGGCGUCAUGGCGGCCGCCGCGCCCCGCGCUGCUGCUCUCGCCCCGCUUCCCCUGCUGCUCCUCCUGCUGCUCUCCGCUCCGCACGGCGGCAGCGGCCUGCACACCAAGGGCGCCCUUCCCCUGGACACAGUCACUUUCUACAAGGUCAUUCCCAAAAGCAAGUUCGUCUUGGUGAAGUUCGACACCCAGUAUCCCUACGGUGAGAAGCAGGAUGAGUUCAAGCGUCUGGCUGAAAACUCGGCCUCCAGCGAUGAUCUCUUGGUGGCAGAGGUGGGGAUCUCAGAUUAUGGUGACAAGCUGAAUAUGGAGCUGAGUGAGAAAUAUAAGCUGGACAGUGAGAAGUACCCAGUCUUCUACCUCUUCCGGGAUGGAGACUUUGAGAACCCAACCCUUUAUAGUGGGGCAGUUAAGGUGGAAGCUAUCCAGCGCUGGCUAAAGGAGCAUGGGGUCUACCUUGGCAUGCCCGGUUGCCUGCCCGCAUAUGAUGCUCUUGCUGGGGAGUUCAUCAAGGCCUCUUCUGUGGAGGCCCGCCAGGCCCUCUUGAAGCGAGGGCAGGACAACCUGGCAGAUGUGAAAGAGACUGAGAAGAAGUGGGCCAAACAAUACCUGAAGAUCAUGGGGAAAAUCUUAGACCAAGGUGAAGACUUCCCAGCGUCAGAGAUGAGCCGGAUUGCCAAGCUGAUUGAGAAAAACAAGAUGAGCGACAGUAAAAAGGAAGAACUCCAGAAGAGCUUGAACAUCCUGACUGCCUUCCAGAAGGGGGCUGAGAAGGAGGAGCUAUAAAAAGGCACGCCAGCGUUUUGGGGGGUGGGGGUAGGGAGAGUUACCUACUGGCUGUCAGGUUCUCCUGGGAUUUGAUGGUGUCGAGGAAGAAGUGGCAGUAUACUGGAAAUCUGAGUAUGCCCGGACACUGCUUGGGACAUCUCUAGAGCCAGUCAGGGCAGAGCUGGAACACUUAUUCAGAGGGCUUGUGAAAUCCCCCCCUCAGAAGGCAUUGGUGCUAUAAAGAGUGUACUGCCCAGGUCCUUGACAGAUGUAAUUCUGAUCCAAUUAAAGUUUUGUUGUUUUGUUUAAGUGGAUCUGGAGCCAUUUGGUUUUCCUUUACAAAUUAUACUUUGCCCUGGUGACCUGCUUUUCCCUUCUGAACUUAUUUUACAUUCCAAGCGGGUAUAAACUCUCCUGGUAACACUAGAAACUGGUGCCAGCUCAAGGCCUGUCUGUUACUUUCCACUGGUAUUGUUUCAGCUGGCCUGAUUGUGGUUAGUAAAAUGCUUGGUCCUUAAAAAUUGAAUGACAUUAAUGAACCUUGCUGUAGUUACUUUCCAUACUCCAUGAGAUAUUUAUAGCAACUUCUUAGUUUUAUUGAUAUAAUUGGGUGGGAUUUUGAAUAAUUGGAUUUAGACAGCUGAAUAACAAUCCAGUUUGAAAGUUUUUCAAAAGGGAUUUCCACCUGUUACUUUGUCAGUCACUCCACUAUGUACCAGCUUUAAGAGCAGAGUGGGAGAGCAUUGCACUGACUCAAGUCUGCUGUCAGGAGUAGUGAAUAGUUACCUGCAGUGGUAAAGCUUCAUUACACCCCCACUUUCAUAUUUAGCUAUUUUACCCUAUCAUUGCAGCUCCUUGAAAUGUCUGAUUACUCUCACACAAAUUUAAGUUGAAUGGAGUGAGCAAACAGUCUUAAAUUGUUGGUGUUCUGUCACUUAGGCCUGAUUGGUAUUUAAAGUCAUUGCAAAUGAAAACUGCAGGAAAAUCCAUGUACUGAAUUGAAUGGAACAAAAAAUUACAGGCUAAUAGUUCCAAUCAGACAUAAAAACUGAUCAAACUUAAUUGCUUGCUAGUAGCCAACACAGGUACUCUCUACAUUUGAUUAAGAAUAUAACUUUCAGGGCCUCCCUGGUGGUGCAAGGGGUUGGGGCGUGGCCUAUGAAGCUAUCUGCAGCCACUGCAGCACGAGUUCAAUCCCUGUCCAGGGAGCUACUCACAUGGCACAGCAGACCUCUCCUUUCUCGCCCGCUGCUCCCCUCAGCAGUGUAUUUCCGUCAGUCAGCCUGUUCUAUUCCCUACUCUCUCUGGUGAAUACCUUCACCCCCCCAUACCACUACCCCAGUUCUUGUGUGCAUAAAUAAAUCUUUAAAAAAAAAAAAA